Molecule: messenger RNA, 2560 nt
Organism: Bombina bombina (fire-bellied toad)
Lineage: Eukaryota; Metazoa; Chordata; Amphibia; Anura; Bombinatoridae
Product: gastrula zinc finger protein XlCGF57.1-like
Exons: 8
Coding region: 187-1674 (495 amino acids)
Biological process (GO): regulation of transcription by RNA polymerase II
Molecular function (GO): RNA polymerase II cis-regulatory region sequence-specific DNA binding; DNA-binding transcription factor activity, RNA polymerase II-specific
Source: RefSeq, a predicted model, not a curated record
AGCGAAUAUCCACAAGGAUAUUGUUCUCCUGUCGGAUUUUGAUGCGGUGCGACUGACAUGCACCGUCUCAGCGCUCAACGGCUCCGGUUACUGUGAAGAUCACGUACAAUACAUGUCACUGCGUCUGCCAGUAAAGGAGAAAUAUUCCAAGAAUAUCUGACAAAUUCAGUUGCGCUGAACAAGACAAUGUCUGACAAGUCCAAGAACCAAACCUCAGACCUUCCUGAUGCACACAGAGGGUAUCUAGAGGAAAACCCAGGCACUGCGCUAUUAAAUGUGAAGGAAGAAGAUGAGACAGAUGACAUGAAUAGUCAUCAGACUGAACUACAUUGGUCCCUCCCUGCUGGUAGUCUAGAGGAAACCCAGGGCACAGGGCUAUUAAAGGUGAAGGAAGAAGAUGAGACAGAUGACAUGAAUUGGUCCCUCCCUGCCGUCGAAGACAACUCUGAUAUAGUGAAAGUUGAGAUAACAGAAGAUCUGUGUAGGACGAUGGAAAACCCAGAUGAGGAAACCAGUGACAGUAUCAGUUCAUAUGACUCAGCGGAUGAGCAUGUAGGAGAACCAUAUGUCUGUGAUCAGGUGAAGAUUGAGGAGGAUGAAGUUCCUAUAAAUACGGCUACAGGCCAUAUGGAUGUGACGCCUUCAGAUGGCUCAGCGGUUGAGCACGAAGGAGAACCGUAUGUGUGUGUUCAGAUGAAAAUUGAGGAGGAUGAAGUUCCUAUAAAUACGGCUACAGGUAAAUUCACAAACCGCAAUAAUCCAAGAUAUGGUCAGAGUGCAGAUGCUUCUUUAAAAUGUCUUCAAAAUCAAAGAAGCCAUGUGGGAAAUAUAUGUUCUGAAUGUGGGAAAUGUUUUCUCACGAAAACACAUCUUUAUAGACACCUGAAAAUUCAUACAGGAGAAAAUCCAUUUUCCUGUUCUGUCUGUGGGAAAUGUUUUAACCGUAAAGAACAUCUUGUUACGCAUCAGAUAAUUCAUUCAGGAGAAAAGCCAUUUUCCUGUUUUGAAUGUGGGAAAUGUUUUAAUCGUAAAGAAAAUCUUGUUGCUCAUCAGAAAAUUCAUACAGAAGAAAAAGAAUGUUCAUGUUCUGUAUGUGGGAAAUGUUUUAAUUUGAAAUCUCAUCUUAUUGACCAUCAGAAAAUUCAUACAAGUGAGAAAGGAUUUGUAUGUUCUGACUGUGGGAAAUGUUUUACUCUGAAAUCAUCUCUUAUUAGGCAUCAGAAAACUCAUACAGGGGAGAAAGCAUUUUCAUGUUCUGACUGUGGGAAAUGUUUUACUCUUAAAAUAACUCUUAUUAGGCAUCAGAAAAUCCAUACAGGGGAGAAAGAAUUUUCGUGUUCUGAAUGUGAGAAAUGUUUUACUCAGAAAUCAACUCUUAUUAGGCAUCAGAAAACUCAUACAGGAGAGAAAGCAUUUUCAUGUUCUGACUGUGGGAAAUGUUUUACUCUAAAAUCAACUCUUAUUACGCAUCAGAAAACUCAUACAGGGGAGAAAGCAUUUUCAUGUUUUGACUGUGGGAAAUGUUUUACUCUGAAAUCAACUCUUAUUAACCAUCAGAAAAUUCAUACAGGAGAGAAAGGAUUUUCAUGUUCUAAAUGUGAGAAAUGUUUUACUCAGAAAUCGGGUCUUAUUAGUCAUCAAAAAACUCAUACUAAAGGGAAUAAAGGAAAUUAGAUCUUAAAGGGGCAGUCUACUCCAGAAUUUGUAUUGUUUAAAAAGAUUAUCCCUUUAUUACUCAUUCCCCAAUUUUGAAUAACCAACACUGUUCUUUUAAUAUACUUUUUACCUCUGUGAUUAACUUUUAUCUAAGCCUCUGCAGACUGCCCGCUUAUUUUAGUUCUUUUGACAGACUUUCAUUUUAGCCAAUCAGUGCUGACUCCACGAGAGUAAGCACAAUGUUAUCUAAAUGGCACACAUGAAUUACUGUUAAAAACUGUCAAACUGCACUGAGAUAAGAGGUAGCCUUCAAAGGCUUAGAAAUCGGCCUAUUAGCCUACCUAUGUAUAGCUUUCAACAAAGAAUACCAAGAGAACAAAGCAAAUUUAAUGAUAAAAAUAAAUUAAAAAGUGGUAUAAAAUUCCAUGCCUUAUCUGAAUUAUGAAAGUUUAAUUUUACCUAGACUGUCCUUUUAACCUCAAAAGUGCAGAGGUGACACUUCGUUGUCACCCACACAAUACUUAGUGCUGAUGAUAACUAUAUAUGAUAACCUGGGGCACACAUUUUUUAAGCUGUUUGAGGAGACAGCAUUUACCUAGCUGGCAUUUAAAUUGACCAGAUGUAUAGAGUAAGCCUCUAAAUGCAUUAUGUUGAAAUGUAACAAAUAUACAUUUUAUUUUUCCUUUUGAAGUUCAAUUGCUAAUUUCUAUAGAUAGGAACAGUAUUAUUUUCCAUUUAUGCUUAUUUUACAAAGGUUACAUAAUACAACUAUAGAGUUUAAAAAAAAUGUCACACUGUAAUGUUUACAACCUUGUUUGUUAAAACUGUAAUACAAUAUGCAUUUGUUUACCUUUUCUUGUACAUUUCUCACAUAGGAUAUAGAUAAAAUAAUGUAUAGUUUGAA